Molecule: messenger RNA, 312 nt
Organism: Eruca vesicaria subsp. sativa (arugula)
Lineage: Eukaryota; Viridiplantae; Streptophyta; Magnoliopsida; Brassicales; Brassicaceae
Source: the annotation of a GenBank genome assembly
AUGGGACAUAAUCAAGAUCCAGGAAUGGGAGGGCAAGGAAUACCUUCUCAGUUCUCGAUGCCUUUAAACCCUGAUAUGAUGAGCAUGUUCAUGAACAUGACGGGAAACAGAGGAGGAGAUGGUAACAUAAAUGGUACAAAUGAGCAUGAGAUUCGUGUAGGCGGAAACAUCAAUAUAGAUCUUGGCGCUGCGGAUCGAAUGCCUGAAGAGUUUUCAGGUGCAUUGCGAUCAAUGAUGCAGAUGUUUGGAGGAUCUCAGGAAGGUAACAAUAACAGUCCUCAAGGUAUUAAUGGAAGGCCAUCUGGAAAUUAA